This is a messenger RNA of Fusarium odoratissimum NRRL 54006, 1253 nucleotides long. RefSeq lists its product as uncharacterized. The coding region runs from base 159 to 953 and encodes 264 amino acids. Gene Ontology annotation, cellular component: cytoplasm. The transcript has a single exon. The record is from RefSeq and is a predicted model, not a curated record. NCBI's taxonomy places the organism in Eukaryota, Fungi, Ascomycota, Sordariomycetes, Hypocreales, Nectriaceae. Gene Ontology annotation, molecular function: JUN kinase phosphatase activity. Gene Ontology annotation, biological process: protein dephosphorylation; regulation of MAP kinase activity.
CUCAUAUUAUACGUCCGUUGACUGAAACACGUUCAUAGACCUAGGAAUCUAAGGAUAUUCGGUGCCACAAUGAACUUAUCGCACAAUAUAACAGGCAUUGAAGUCCUGUCAGUUGCCACUGAAGUAGCCUCUGCAUGUGAGGGGUCUGCAUAAGUGCAAUGCAGCACGUUCCCGGCUCCGGCGUUGGUGAUCUGAGUACGAUCAACUUUCACUUUCCAGAGUCAAUUGAAACUAAAAAGAGCCUACUCUCAUCAAUCACAGAUAAUAUGGACUCCCCAUCAAUUUCUCAGGUUGCCCCUAAUCUGUUUGUUGGGAAUGUUGCAAGUUCCAUGAAUCGCAAUGUUCUUCGCCAUCACAACAUCACAGCAAUAGUCUCCCUCUUGGACGGCCCAUAUUCGAAAUGGGAGAGUCCCAAAAACAGGCAAAUUGUCCCCCAAGAGCGCCAUUUAUUUGUGCCUUGCCUUGAUAAUUCAACGAUGGACAUCCUCUGCUUAUUAGACGACAUCUGCGACUUUAUCGACCUACAACUAGAUCGUCACGGUUCACUGCGGUCGCCAUCUUCUUUUAUCUCAGAAGAAUUCGACCUUGACACAGCUUCAACCAUCGAAAGCGAAGAUUCGGCGCGAGAGUCGAAUGUAUUGAUCCAUUGUCGCCUUGGGAUGUCCCGAUCAGCUUCCGUUGCAAUAGCAUAUCUAAUGCGUCAACGACAACUGAGUUUGGACGUCAUUAUCGCUGAAGUCAGGGCAAGGCGAAAGGUGAAGCCACGAGGGAACUUUAUGGACCAACUCCAAGUUUGGCAAGCUGUCGAAUAUCAACUAUGGGAGGACAACCAGAAACGAAUCCCCAAGACACCCUAUCAGAGUUACCUUGAUGGCCGAGCUGUAAGACUGGCGGCAAAGGGAUUAACGGGUAACGAGCCCAUAGUCCCGCUCUGUGACUGGGACGAAUAUUGAUCGGGCCGGUCGGUAUCUCUAAGAUCAAUAUGCAAGGAAACGGGAGCUUUGAGGUCAUUGGUUAGUGGGUAUUGCAUCAAGUUUCACCUGGCGCAUAUGAAUGUGGGGGAAGCUGAGCAACAAUAGGAUUGAUUGAAGCGUGAUGAAGCAAGGAGAUGAACAAGACAGAGUAAUAUACUGAAAAGUCCACAAGUACGUCCACGAGGUCCGUGAGAUUUCAAUGAUAUAAAUUCGGAGCAUGUCUUGAGAAGCCAUCGAUUGAAGAUGAGAUAUAUACCUAAUCGUUCAGUAAAUUAGAAG